This is a messenger RNA of Parathielavia appendiculata, 2361 nucleotides long. RefSeq lists its product as uncharacterized. Gene Ontology annotation, biological process: regulation of DNA-templated transcription. NCBI's taxonomy places the organism in Eukaryota, Fungi, Ascomycota, Sordariomycetes, Sordariales, Chaetomiaceae. The record is from RefSeq and is a predicted model, not a curated record. Gene Ontology annotation, molecular function: histone acetyltransferase activity. Gene Ontology annotation, cellular component: histone acetyltransferase complex; nucleus. The transcript has 3 exons. The coding region runs from base 1 to 2361 and encodes 786 amino acids.
AUGAAAACAGCGAAACCACCACCGGUGCCUGAUGGCGCGGGAAGUUCCAGUCGCAGGCAGCCGGUGCGCCAGACGCGUGCCAACCCGCCGCGCACAUCCUCCCUCAUUCGCGCCAAUCCGUUGGCGAGCGCCCCUGCUCCGGAGCAGCCCAUCAACAUCCUUCCUGGGGUCACGCACUUUGCCGACGCUAUCACAGCCCUUCCCAAAGAACUGGUCCGUCACUUUACGCUCCUCAAGGAGGUUGACGCCAAGAUUUUCGCUCCUGAAGCCGCCCUGUUCCAGCUCCUCCACAGCGCUCUCGACAUUCCCGUGCCAGACGUUGCGCGACCGCCAAACGAUGGUUCGAGCUACGCUGCCUCGGUAUCGGCGCCUAUGAGCAUCACCGGUUCUGCCAACCCCGCUGCACCGGCCUCUGAUGGCACAGCCACCAGUGUGUUCGAUCCCGCCAACAUCCCCCGCCGUACUAUUUUCCGCGACACCGCACUGAAGAUACAAGAGAUGCUAGUAUCGUUGGAAGAGAAGAACCACGUCAUUGCGACCGCCAAUGACGCCCUACAGAAGCAGUUGUCGCGCAUCGACGAAAUCUGGCCGCACCUCGAAGCCGAGUUCAGCGACGAAGCCAAAUGGGGAAGCACUACACACUGGGCAUACGUCGAAAACAGGCAGGCAAAGUCCAAUGAUAAGCAGGCAGAGAGAUCACGCCGUGAAGGUGCUGCUACUCUAUCCGCCGCUGCUCAGGCGCUGGCCGAGGAGGCAGCCGCCCGUAGCAGUGACCGGAAACAGGCCUUGGCUGCCAAGAAGAACUCCAAGAACCAGGUCGCCGACGCUGAUGGCGACAAGAAUCAAGAAACUGGGAAGAGAACGCAAGCGGGGAAGUCAAGAAAGCCUCUUCCUGACUCUGGCCCUGUUGGCCUCGGUAUCACGUCCGCUCCUGCAGCGAGUGCUUCCGCGAACAAGCGGCGCAAGGUCGAGGCGAAACCGAAUGGAUCCACACCUACAGAGCGCGCGAUGGGUUCGGUUUUCGGCAGUAACGCCUCGAAGCAAAGGACCACGAGUCCAAGGGAGACACCAGCUCCUGAGAGUGGAACGAAGAAGCGCAAGGCACUUCCUACAUCGAGCAACCAGGCAAAGAAGAGCCGGACCAAUGCCGCCAUGUCCCCGUCUGUCACAUCUUCGCCCGUCAUCGGAACGCUUCCCGAUCCCGCCAAAGGUGGGAGGGGGUCGCCUGCCCCAUCCGCUGCUGCCCCUCGAUCGGCCUCGUCUCGCGCCCGCCAGAACUCUACCCAGUCGAAUGCCGAGAAUGCUCGACAGCGACCGGCCUCAGCGGUCGCGAACAAGCCUAACGGGCACCCGCAAGGCACGCCUGAUCCAGGUCAGCCAAGCAAUGGCCAGAAGGCAAACCCAGACGUCAAAGCUCAGAAGGAGACGACGGUCCCAAUCGUAAACAAACCAAGUCCAUUGAAGCCAGAGACCGACGAGCAUCCUCCAGCGGCGGAGCCAGCACAGAACGGCAGCAAGAAGGAGAAUCCCACAAUAGCAUACGAAGACUUAGUUCCGUUAAAGAAGGAAUCAUCAUCCCUCGCCAUUCAACCCACGCCAGCAAGCUCGGUCAGGACCAAGAGUGGCCGCGCCAGCAAACCCUCUACUCCGGCCAUCGCAACGUUUGCCGAGGCUGCCUCGACAACCGCAUCCACAGUCCCCUCGCGGUCGAGGUCUUCCCGGAACAACACGGAUAGCGCCGCAGGUGCCUCAAGCACAACCACCACAACCAGCAUCUCUACCACCUCCUCCACCACCGCCACGGCGAAGAGAAGCCACAAAAGGGGCGCCUCUGUCUCAGCCACGGCCACCCAGGCAGCUCAACAAGCUGCGGCGGCGGCGGCGGCAGCGGCAGCAGCAGAGAAGGACAAGGAGAAGGACAAAGAAAAGGAAAAGGACCCAGUCGCCAGCGGUGACAUCAGCAUCCGAGGUAAUGCCAGUGGUGCAGGAGGCGGGAGCAGGAAAGACAAGGACAGGACCGCCGCGGUCGACUCCCACUCCCAGUCCCAGUCCAACACACAAGGUCAUGGCCACAGUCAUGGUCACGCUGUGGCUAAGGCUAGCGGGGCAGGAGCAGCAGCAGCAAAGGAAGAAGAAGUGGAUGACGAUGAAGAAGAUGACGAGGACCAAGACGUCGGCGACGAGUUGUAUUGCUACUGCAACCAGGUCAGCUACGGCGAGAUGGUGGCUUGUGAUGGCGAGGGGUGUCCGCGGGAGUGGUUCCAUCUGGAGUGUGUUGGGUUGAAGGUUGCGCCUAAGGGGAAUGCGAAAUGGUACUGCGAAGACUGCAAAAAGAGGUUGAAGAUUGGCGAGCGGAGGUAG